This is a messenger RNA of Eupeodes corollae, 1497 nucleotides long. RefSeq names its product odorant receptor 74a-like. Gene Ontology annotation, cellular component: plasma membrane. Gene Ontology annotation, biological process: detection of chemical stimulus involved in sensory perception of smell; sensory perception of smell. NCBI's taxonomy places the organism in Eukaryota, Metazoa, Arthropoda, Insecta, Diptera, Syrphidae. The transcript has 5 exons. Bases 18 to 1229 code for a protein of 403 amino acids. Gene Ontology annotation, molecular function: odorant binding; olfactory receptor activity. The record is from RefSeq and is a predicted model, not a curated record.
ACUAUUCAUCAAAAACCAUGUAUUACCAACCAACCUUGCCCGAUGGAAAACCAAUUACUUUGCCGUGGCAAUUACGUUCGUUUUUCUCAAACGUCUUAUGGCCACUUCAAGACAAUCCAACUCCAAAGAUGAAAAGAAUUGACAACAUUUUUGUUGGCUUUACUUUCUUCAGUUUCUUAUUGGCAGUUGAAGCAGCCACUGUAUUUUUCAUUAACAACUUAAGUGACAUAUUUCUAAGCACUGAGGCUUUUUCAAAUUUAGUCACCUACAAUGACGUCAUUCUACGACUUUUCAACAUGGCCUGGCAAAAAAAUGCACUCAAAAAGUUACUUAAGAAGUUUUAUGCAGAGAUUUACGUAGAUGAAAAAGAAAAUUCUGAAAUUCAUAAAAAAGUUCAAAAAACCAUUGGACCCAUUAAUAUCUACGCCUGGGUCUACAUAACUUCAUUUCUGACAUUCGUCAUAGGACCAAUUAUUGCAGCUUUUCUCUACAAUACUCGACUGCUGCCACAUAAGCUGGAAUUUCACUUUAGUCUUGAAAAUCCUUUUGUCUAUGCAUGGAUAAUGGCCCAGCUUACUUACAAUGGAUUGUGUGCAUCGUUGUUCGUAGGGGGUGAGAUUUGCUUGUUGGGAAAUUUCGUGGGAUAUUUGUGUGCUCGAUUCGAAAUAAUGCAGGAAGAACUGGAAGAAAUUGAUGAUUUUUUGAUAUCAGUUAACGAUUCUUCGAAGUUGGCUGGAAGAUUUCUGAAAGUCGUAGACAAAUGCAUCUCAAGAACUAACAAGUUAAUUGAAUUUGCUGAAGAAAUACAAAAAGUGUUUUCAUUUCAGUUUUUUGUCAUGACCGCUCAUAGUACUCUGAUGUUGUGUGUUGUGAUAUUUCAAACUUCAAUUUUGGAUUUUGGUUCGGCGAAAUUUAUCUCAUAUGUGCUUUGGAUGGUAGCUAAGGUUUUUGAGUUGAUAAUAUUGGGUGGACUUGGUUCUCGUCUUAUUACUACGACAAACAACAUCAGUUCAAUGUUUUACCAUUGCAAUUGGGAACAAAUUGUGUUUCGUUCGACUAAUCGAAAAGAUAAUAUAAUUCUUAUGAAGAAAAUCAAUGCAGCAAUUUUAAUUUACCACAAUCAAAUUAAGUUAAAUGGGUUUGGAUUUUUUAGCAUUUCGUUGGAGCAAGCUGCAUCAUUGAUUCAAGGAGCAGGUUCUUAUUUUACAGUUUUACAGACUUUUUCAUAAAUUUCUGGCUACCCCGAAAAACUUUGCUUUGCCAUACAAGUUAUUCCUUAUAAAUAUUAUUGUUGUUAGUUAGGAUUAAAAUGUGAGUAGAUUUGAUCUAUGACAGAAAAAAGGAACAGAUUUCUAUAGAAAAUGGUUGCAGAAAAAAAAGCAACUAUUUAUGUUCGUUAUAAAUACAACAAAUUUAUAUAAUAAUUUAACAAAUUCAUUAUUAGAGUUUUUAUUCUUAUGAAAAUGAAAUAAAGGAAGUAAUUAAUUUUAAAAGUCA